Perca flavescens (yellow perch) is the source of this 4249-nucleotide messenger RNA. RefSeq names its product calcium channel, voltage dependent, alpha2/delta subunit 3 (gene cacna2d3). Gene Ontology annotation, molecular function: voltage-gated calcium channel activity. The coding region runs from base 620 to 4141 and encodes 1173 amino acids. The transcript has 40 exons. The record is from RefSeq and is a predicted model, not a curated record. Gene Ontology annotation, cellular component: voltage-gated calcium channel complex. NCBI's taxonomy places the organism in Eukaryota, Metazoa, Chordata, Actinopteri, Perciformes, Percidae.
AUCGCAGUUAUAGUAAAAACAGCUUUUUAUGUGUGCAGCGUGGAGAUCGGAGACAGUAUAGGCUACACUCGGCUACAUCAAGCGUGUACAGUAGCCCAUAAUGCAGCGUCAGCGUUAAAUGCAACAACUUCUGAACAGUCGACAUCAGGGAUGUGCGUUGCAGAGGACAACUAAAGUAGCUACGGCGGGCAAUUUGAUUUUUCAGCAUUUGCAGAGGAAUAUACAUGUUUUCGGUAGUUGUGUAGCCGGUCGCACCUGUCCAUGCUGCUCUUCUCGGCUGGAAACUGAAUAGAGGAACCCUCUUCGUGAAUCAGAUUGGGCCGAUUUCACAUCCACAAGCUUUUCAGGCUUAUUAGUUGCAAUUGCAAACAUACAGGCGACACGUUUCCAAGAAUAAAAGGUCCGUGAUUCUUGCAGCAGAAAGCCAACUGAGGGGAGGGGGUUCCCUCCCUCUCUCUCUCUCUCUCUCUCUCUCUCUCUCUCUCUCUCUCUCUCCAAUCAAAUACAGUAGGGUACGUGCUGGCAGAAGCGAGGCUGGACUGGAGACGCUGCACCGGGGUCCAGUACGGUGCUGGGACGGGAUUCUUACUGUACAGAUAUUUUAUAAGAAGAGCCGAAGAUGCUGGGGAACUGGAGGAUCCUGUUUUCCCACGUGUGCAGCAGCAGCUUCCUUUUGCUCUGGAUCCUCGUCGGCAUGAAUGUGGACGAGGUGGCGGGGUCCCAGCAAGGGAUCCCUCUGUCAGUCGUGAAGCUCUGGGCUUCGGCAUUUGGUGGAGAAAUUAAAUCCAUUUCUGCAAAAUAUUCUGGAUCCCAACUACUGCAAAAGGAGCUGUGGGCUAUCACAGCGCCGCGUCCGGGGACCAACUCCAGUUCUGAGGCCAGUGCCUCGGUCAAGGGCAAUAGCAGGAUUAAUCCUAAAAACGCUGCAUGUCUUGGAGCGUGGGAGGAAAGAGGAGUAACCAGAGGAAGUCCACGCAAACAUGGGGAGAGCGUUCAAACUGCAUAUAGAAAGCGGCUCCUGGGUCCAAACCUAGGACCUCCUUGCUCUGAGAAAUAUAAAGACUUUGAAAAAUCAGUCAGAGUGGAGGAAAUUGAUGGUGUAAAACUAGUCAAAAACCUGGCUGUGAAGAUGGAGGAAGUUUUCCGGAAAAAAGCGGAGGCCACCAGGCGGCUGGUGGAGGCAGCAGAAGAAGCGCACCAUCAGCAUGAGGAUAAUCCCGACCUGCAGUAUGAGUACUUCAACGCCGUGCUGAUCAAUGAAGUGGACGAGGAGGGCAAUAAUGUAGAGCUGGGAGGAGAGUUCCUCCUGGAGCCCAACGACCAUUUUAAUAACCUAUCAGUCAACCUGAGCCUCAGUGUGGUGCAGGUGCCCACCAACAUGUACAACAAAGAUCCUGACAUAGUGAACGGAGUGUACUGGUCCGAGGCUUUGAAUAAAGUAUUUGUAGAUAAUUUUGAAAGAGACCCAACACUAAUCUGGCAGUACUUUGGGAGCGCCAAGGGUUUCUUCAGGCAGUACCCUGGAGUAAAAUGGCAUCCAGAUGAACAUGGUGUUAUUGGCUUUGACUGUAGAAACAGGAAGUGGUACAUUCAGGCAGCAACAUCUCCAAAAGAUGUUGUUAUCUUAGUCGAUGUUAGUGGAAGCAUGAAAGGACUGAGGCUGACCAUCGCCAGGCAGACUGUCUCCUCCAUAUUAGAUACACUUGGAGAGGACGACUUCUUCAACAUCAUUGCAUAUAAUCAGGAGAUCCACUAUGUGGAGCCUUGUUUGAAUGGCACGCUGAUCCGAGCCGACAGAACCAAUAAAGACCAUUUCCGCGAACAUCUGGACAAGCUGUUUGCCAAAGGGAUUGGGCUGCUGGGUGACGCUCUGGCUGAAGCGUUCACAAUCCUGAGUGAUUUUAAUCAGACUGGACAUGGCAGUCUGUGCAGCCAGGCCAUAAUGCUUGUGACUGACGGGGCGACUGAAAUGUAUGACGACGUUUUUGAGAAGUACAAUUGGCCAGAAAGAAAGGUGCGAAUAUUCCCGUACCUGAUUGGACGAGAGUCUGCAUUUGCUGAUAACCUCAAAUGGAUGGCUUGUGCCAACAAAGGGUAUUUCAGUCAGAUCUCCACCUUAGCAGACGUUCAGGAGAACGUGAUGAGGUAUCUUCACGUCAUGAGCCGCCCAAAGGUUAUUGACCACGAGCACGACACAGUGUGGACUGAAGCUUACGUGGACAGUGCUCUUUCCCAGGCUCAUAAGUUGAAAAACAAAGCAGGCCCAAGUCUGACGACUACAGUAGCCAUGCCUGUCUUCAGCACAAAGAAUGAAACGAAGAACCAGGGUAUUCUGUUGGGGGUCGUAGGAACAGACAUCCCUCUGCAGGAGCUGAUGAAGCUCAUCCCUAAACAUAUGUUAGGAAUCCAUGGGUACGCAUUUGCUAUAACAAACAAUGGCUACGUCCUGACACAUCCGGACCUCAGGCCUUUGUAUCAGGGCAGUCAGAAGAGGAGGAAGCCCAACUACAGCAGCGUGGAUCUCUCUGAGGUGGAAUGGGAAGACAAAGAUGAUUUUCUACGCAACGCUAUGGUGAACAGGAGGACAGGGACUUUCUCUAUGGAGGUGAAGAAGACGGUGGAUAGAGGGCGGCGUGUCCUGAAGAUGCACAAUGACUAUUACUUCACUGACAUCAAAGGAACACCAUUCAGUGUCGGAGUGGCUCUCUCCAGAGGUCAGGGGAAGUACUUCUUCCGAGGAAAUGUAUCAGUUGAAGCCGGGCUCCGUGAUCUGGAACAGCCAGAUGUCGCCCUGGCAAAUGAAUGGACUUACUGCAACACAGAAGAGCAGCACGAGCACCGUCACCUGACCCAGAUUCAAGCCAUCAAGCUCUUCAUGACGGGCCGCAGACCACACCUCAGAUGUGACCGAGAGCUGAUCCAGGAGGUGUUAUUUGAUGCUGUGGUCACUGCUCCACUGGAGGCCUACUGGACUGGACUGGCCCUCAACAAGUCAGAGAACUCAGACAAAGGAGUGGAGAUUGCCUUCCUGGGUACACGCACCGGCCUGUCGAGGACCAACCUGUUUGUACCUGCCGAUCAGCUAUCCAAUCAAGAUUUCCUGACAGCUGAGGACAAGGAGGGUGUGUUUAAUGCUGAUCACUUCCCACUGUGGUAUAAGAGAGCUGCAGAGCAGGUCCCCGGCACAUUUCUCUACUCCAUACCAUUCAGCACAGCUUUAGAAAAUAAGAGUGUGGUUUUGGCCAGCACAGCAAUUCAGCUCCUCGAUGAUAGAAAGUCUCCAAUUGUUGCAGCUGUGGGGAUCCAGAUGAAGCUCGAAUUCUUUCAGAGGAAGUUUUGGACUGCCUGCAGACAGUGUACAGCUCUGGAUGGAAAAUGUAGCAUUAGCUGUGAUAACGCGGACAUUAACUGUUAUCUCAUUGACAACAAUGGCUUCAUUCUUGUCACAGAGGAGCAAUCUCAGACAGGGCUCUUCUUUGGGGAGGUGGAGGGUGCUGUUAUGAACAAACUUCUCCAAAUGGGGUCAUUUAAAAGGAUCAUGCUGUAUGAUUACCAGGCCCUUUGCAAAGACUACGCUGGGAGCAGCGACAGUGCACGCACUCUGUCAGACCCCUUCACUGUUGUUAAGUGGCUCCUGACUGAACUUGUCAUUUUUCUGCUCGAAUUUAAUCUGUACAGCUGGUGGAAUGUGGAUCUUUCAGUUAAAGCUCAGAGAUCUCGGGGUAAAACCAUGAUGGUGCCGUGUGAUACAGAAUACCCUGCCUUUGUUUCCGAACGCACCAUCAAAGAAACAACAGGCAACAUUGACUGUGAGGGCUGUAUCAGAUCUUUUGUCAUACAGCAGAUUCCCAGCAGCAACCUCUUCAUGGUUGUUGUGGACAAUAAGUGUGACUGCAGCAGUUCUCCUCCAGUAACCAUGGAUCCCAUCGAGAUCAUGUACAACGAGUCACUUAAAUGUGACAGACUGAAGUUUCAGAAGGACAGAAAAAAGCCUGAAUCAUGCCAUCCUUUCCAUCCUGAGGAAAAUGCCAUGGAGUGUGGUUCAGCAACACGCCUCUCCAGUCCUCUAACAGCAGCUCUGCUCCCUCUGAUAGCAGCGACCAUCAGCAGAAGACAUUUCAGAAGAGCUAAAGAUGCAUGAAGAAGAUCACAGAAUGUUACACUGAUAUAACCAGCCAUAAUUUGUCAAGGUGACCACAUACUCUUGACCCCAUGUUUAAGAAAGCUGAUGAAUAAACAGAAAGAAAUA